Messenger RNA from Frankliniella occidentalis (western flower thrips), 5957 nucleotides. RefSeq names its product zinc finger protein with KRAB and SCAN domains 1-like. The transcript has 3 exons. Gene Ontology annotation, biological process: regulation of transcription by RNA polymerase II. Gene Ontology annotation, molecular function: RNA polymerase II cis-regulatory region sequence-specific DNA binding; DNA-binding transcription factor activity. The record is from RefSeq and is a predicted model, not a curated record. NCBI's taxonomy places the organism in Eukaryota, Metazoa, Arthropoda, Insecta, Thysanoptera, Thripidae. The coding region runs from base 1288 to 2922 and encodes 544 amino acids.
GUCGAGAGGAGGGCGGCCGCUGCCACACGGCCCGGUAGCACGACCACCCCGCACGCACCCCGCGGUGCCCGCGCCCACGCCCGCAUCGGUGGCGGAGGUGCUGGUGGUGAACAAGUGGAACAAGAAGUUGUGAACGCGAGUGCGAGCGCGAGCGUGCGUGCGAGCGAGUGACGAGCUGCUCGAGCGGCGCCGAUUGGAACCCUACCGCUGCCGCCGCCGCCGCCGCUGCCGCCCCCCGGCGGCGCGCACCAUGGGCCCGCGCUGCUGAACGAGACGCCCGCCCCGCGUCGCGACGCCCGCCGCCGCCGCCGCGACGCCGCCAUGGCCUGAACGGCCGGCCGGUGCUGAACCUGUUGAUGUGAACCGCCGCCCUGCAGCCGCCCUGCAGCCCCCAGCACGCCGUGCGUCGUGCGGCAUAUUGAUCUAUGCGCUGCGACUAGCCUCCUCUCUCUUCCUCUCUGUCUCUUUCUCUUUCCGUCUCUCUUUUCCCCCCACCCUCUUCUCUUCCUCUUCUGCCUGUGUCUCUCUCUCUCUCUGUCUUUUCCUUGAGCCUGUCUGCCGGUGUGGCACAGGGCAUACGCAGUUGUUGCGCGAGACCGCUGCUGCCCACUAACAGGUGUCUGCCCCCCUCCCCCCACCCCUUCCUUGUUUUACUCCUCAGCCCUUGUUAACCUGUCCGCAUCCUCUCACCUUUACCCCACCCCUUCUCCAUCUCUCUCUAUCGUCCAUACUACGAGCCAUUCUCUCUCCGGCUCUCAACUACGUCGCAAAACUCGACGGACGCAAAACUCUUCAUCCCGGAAGUGGCCGCGCAGCACAGUGCGAGCGGAACAGACUCAUCCGGCAAGUGGAGAGAAACCAAACGGAAUACCUUCGGUGCGGCGCGCGUGAUGUGUGUGAGGUGUGACCGCCGGGAGGCCCUUCUACUUGUUGCGUGAAAGGUCACGCCAUCGGGUCUUGCUAGGCCGCUGGCAGCCGCUGGGCCCCGCGCUGCUGCAGGGCCCUCGCCGACGCGGCCCCCGCCGCCUGCCGCCCCCGCCGCCGCCGCUGCCGCCGCCGUUGCCGCCGCCGCCGCGGCCGGGCCGGCGGUAUCGACCCGGGAGCAGCGAGCCGGAGCCGGCGGCCGGGCCGGCCUGUUCGAGUCCGGGCGCCCCCGCCGCGCCCCCCACCGCCCCCAAGCUGGUGCGCAUCCGGAGGCCGCCGCCCAGGCUCGAGGAUUACGCUGAGGUCGGCCUCCCCGGGGCCAAGCAGAGCGACAGGGUCGGCGACAGCCUCCAGGGCGCCGCCAUGCCGCGCUGCUACAUGGUCAAGAAGACGGCCAACAGGUACCCCGGCUGGGGCGGCGGCGGCGGGGCCGGGGGCGGCGCCUCGCCCGCCGCGACCCCCAGCCGGCCGCAGAGCCCCGCGGGGGGCUCCGUCGCGCCCCAGAGUCCGGAGCCCCCCGUGUACCGACCGCUGAGCACCGUCAUCACCUCGACCACACACAGUAAGUUCACUGUGGGUCACCUUCGUAGGCGGUCGGCCGCGCCCCCAGCUGGAAAUAUCGACAGAGGCUACCUGCACGACCUGAUGCCGGACGCCGAGUCGUCGCAGCCCGAGACGGGCGGCGAGCAGCAGUGCGCCACCGAAGUGAGCAGCGACGGCGGCAUCCCCAUCUUCCGCAUGCGCUCCGUGGAGGAGACGGAGGCGGCGCACGACCUGCUCGAGCUGUCGCGGUCGCUGCCGCCCCUCGCGCCCCCGGGCGUCGCCACCUACCAGCCCAACGACCCGGCCUCGUCGCCCAGGUCCGCGCCGACCGACCAGAUCACGCUGCACUACCGGUACGAGGCCGGGCACGGCGGCGAGGACGCCGACGAGGACGCCGACGGCCACCCGGACCACGAGUACACCAACCUGCCGUCCGUGUCGUCGUCGCCGCCCCCCUCGCGGCCCACCAUCAUCUGCUACACGCCGCUGCAGCAGCAGCACCACCCGGCGCCGCCGUCGCCCAGCCCGCCGCUCACGCCCUCCUACACGAGCGUGCAGAUCCUCUACCAGCCGCCGUCCCCCGCGCCCUCCUCGUGCUACACGUCGCCGACGACGCAGCCGCUGACGCCGCCCACGUCCGAGUACUCGUCGGACGCGGAGAACAACAACCCCAACGGCACGUCCGUCAUCCAGCAGCCGAGCAGCCAGAGGGGCAGCAUCGUGGUCGAGAGGUCGACGACAACGCGGAGCGAGGCGGCGGCCGCGGCGCAGCAGCGCGAGGGCGGCCCGCGCCUCGACUGGAAGGUCGAGGUGCUGCCCGUCAACUGCAACGUGGUCAUGCCCAAGACGGGGCAGCCGCGCGCCAUCUACACGUACGACGCGCUACGCAGCACCGACGGCCGCAGCAAGCGCACCAACAAGAAGAAGAAGGUGGCCGUCGCCUCGGACGACGAGGAGGACGACGACGCGCCCUCCAUCAAGAAGGGGCGCUACGUGUGCGGCGAGUGCGGCAAGCGGUACGCCACGUCCAGCAACCUGUCGCGGCACAAGCAGACGCACCGCAGCCUGGACUCGGGCUCGGCGCGCCAGUGCAACGUCUGCGGCAAGGCCUACGUGAGCAUGCCGGCGCUCGCCAUGCACGUGCUCACCCACCAGCUGACGCACGCGUGCGGGGUGUGCGGCAAGCUCUUCUCGCGGCCGUGGCUGCUGCAGGGCCACCUGCGCUCGCACACGGGCGAGAAGCCCUACGGCUGCGCGCACUGCGGCAAGGCGUUCGCCGACCGCUCCAACCUGCGCGCCCACAUGCAGACCCACUCGCAGGACAAGUCGUACUCGUGCCACCGGUGCCACAAGACGUUCGCGCUCAAGAGCUACCUCAACAAGCACCUCGAGUCGUCCUGUUCCAAGGACGACGACGAGGGCAGCGACGCCAGCAGACCCAUCUCGCCUAUCUAGUUGUAGAGGACCUUGUAAUCCACGGCCUGCUCUCUUAGACUUUCUUUAAAUACUCUAUACUACUCAUUCUGCUUUCUACUUACGGUUUUUUCGAAACUACUCUUUCCCUUUUUCGCCCCUUACAUUUCUAUUAGGCCCUUGCGGUUUCUUUUCUCUUCCUGAUCCCGCCCUCCCCCUUGACGCGUGCCUACUGCAUGCAAUGUGCCUAUGUACUGCUUGUCAAUUCCUUUCACUCCUCAAUCAGCGUGUGUUUCGUGGAAGUGCAGCAAAAAGGCCUAAAAGAGGAACCCAACCGACUGAAACAAAACUUUGACAGACAGGCCAUCGUCUGACGCUGCUCAUAUUGACCAGGCUUUGCCGUGUACAGGCCUAAGAAACCAGACUUGUAACCAGCAGCAGCUUUCCCAACGCCAGACCUCUGCGUCUGGACAGGGCCGCUCGACCCAGCGGCAAACUCCCACCCCAGUGCUGUGACAUAAACUAGUCUAUUUAUGCACGCUCUCUGGGCUACCUGAGCGAUGCGCUUCCGGGCAGCCAGAAGAAGUGUUCAUCGCUUUAUUUAUUUUUACAUGAACUAGUCUUACUGUAAAAGUAGUGCAAUUCGAGGAGAUUUUUAGCCGUACUUAACUAAUUAAGUAAUUAGGUAUGUCGUAUUUAUUAUCUGUUUGUUCCUUUUUUAUGUUCAGACUCAACCAUUGGAAUGCAGAUGAGACUUGCGCUACAAGAACCAAUGCAGUAGCAAUACGUCCUGUCUGAACCAAACAAAUCGCCAAAUGGUACUCUGAUGGCUACACGAUAUGUGAUAUGUAGCUAGUCAUUUUACCUGUAUAUACUUUUAAAAAUGUGCUCUGGAAUUUCAAACCCUUCAAUCAUGAUUCCGAUUCUUGCGCACUAAAUUUAAAUUCUCUUGUGGAAUGUGUUAAGUAAAGGAGCAAUCAAGAAAGUACCAUAUGGCGAUAUGUUAAAAGAAGACUAUUAUAUGGUUCUCAAUUCUAUUCACAAUUGCAUUUAAUUUCAAGCAAUCAUUUUAGUAUUACUUCCAUACUUUUAAUUCUCCAUGUAUGUAACACAGCUAUUAGAAGCGCUUCACUGUAACGCAGAGACUUGGUUUUACAUACUGUCUGUAAGAUUUCAUUUCUAUUGUUUGAACUCGAUGACUCAGGUGUUUUACAAAUCCGUGAUCUCUAAAAGCAAUUUUAAAGAACGUCAUCUCAUUGCCAUACAUAUUUUAAGAGCGUUCUCAUACUCAUUUGACAUAUGUUAACUUUAAAAACUGUUCACUUUCUAAACUCAUAGUUGCUGCAUAAUGUUUGCAUCUUUUAUCUCUUCUUUUAGCUCUCAAUUAGGACUUAGAUACAACUUAAUAUGAAAUAGCCGACACAGGUUUCUGCUCAAUUUAGCCCUAGGCUUUCGUUUAUGGCCACAUCAGUACCGUGGCGGAGAGAAGUAAGAAAUAUCAUGUCAGUUCUUUUUUCUUUAAUCUGAUAAUAAAAUCACCAUCGCUUGUACAUAAAAAAAAGUAUUUUGAUGCUAACUUUGGUAAAAAAAAUUCUCAUCGUGCAUGUGGUUGUUGAAAAUUAGGAUAGUGACAACUGCAAGGAAAUGAAUAAUUCAUGCGAGUGUAUCGUGUAGAGGAGAGGAAAGUAAAGCUUAGUUCGUUAAAGAAAAGUGUCUGAAAACACUGUUUACAUCCCCCUUGCUUGUACGUUCGAAAAAAUAUAGUCUCUCACCUGGUACGUAUAAGGCUCAUUUAAAUUGGAACGAAAGCAAUACUCUUUUUGAGAAUUUUAUUUGUAAGUGAUUCGUAAUUUUUUAUGUUGAAUUUGAUACUAUACUAGAAUGAUGUUGAGCAAGAAUGCCGAAGUAUCAUUGCCUAUAGGCCCUUACUUGUAAUCUCAGCGUUUCUAAAAUAGGAAUGAUAUGAUCAACCAAUAACAAGGGCGUGCAUAUGGUUAAAGCUCGAACGUAGUUAGAAUUUGAUAUUAAGUUUUCACAUACGUAAACGUUUUGUUACCUGACAACUCAAAAGCAAUACCUAGAAAAUUGUGAAUUAAAUCAAUUGUAGAUCGGAAAUAUGUUUAAAUUUCUCUUGAGAUUGAUAAAAUGGUUUUUAAAUGCCUUGGUUUAAGAACGCAUUGCUGUCUGUUCUGUUUUUAAAACUUUAGCAAUAAUUUAAAGAGAAAUAAGGAACCGAUGUGAUUUUCAGGCCAUAAGACUGGAAAAAUCUCAAAUCGGCAUAAUGUUUUUAAAUAAAAGAAAUCUUUGUGAAAAAAAUGUUUAGGUCAUUACUAACAAUAUCAUGUCGAACCCCAACUUUUGUUGAUGUAUUUUUCAAAUCAUUUGUGACACUCAUUUUAUAGAAGAAUUUUAAAGUAUUCAUCUUUUAUUAUUUCCUGGCUCAACAGAUGUAGGGAAAUUUUGCUAUUAUGUGCAUGCAUUGGUGAGUAUGGUUCAUCAGGAUAUUCAAGUUGAUUCAUGUAGUAGUCUGUAUAAACAUACUUUUUGGAAAAAGACUCCUGUAAAUGACAUGCACGAACUUGUCAUAAAGUCAAUUUUAAACGUUCAAUUUUAAAGUGCUGUGUGGGGAUCAUUAAAUAAUUACCUCUUGUAAACUCUAGCACCUGUGAUUAAAACCACAGUGGGCCUGGUUCCCAACAGUCGAUAUUGUACUUACUUUUGUGUAAUGAUAUCCAUGUUUUAGUAGGUUUUGUAUUUUACACAUAAAAUAGUGAAAUUCUAGCAGAAAAAUUUAAACCAGCAUUUUUGGCAUUGCAUUCCACUAUUUUGUCCUAGUCCGAAAAGAUCUGGAAGUUCAAGGGACUUAUAUGAAACUACUUUAAUGGAUGGGACAUUCAUAAUUCUAUGAGUGGCGAAGUUUGGAAUCACCUGUGGAAUGUUUUUUCUCUGCGGUGACCCCACAUGGUGUUGGCUCGGUGAGGAUAUUUUUGUACAAGUUGUAUGUAGAAGAACAUUUAGGACGAAUGCAUUUGAAAGUAAUCUUAUUAUCUUAUUAAAUAGUUCAAAUUGUACUGGUA